CCCCUCCGCUUCACGUCCAGAGUGCAUACUACCGUCCAAUUUGACCAUUCCUACUCCCUUUGAUUCGACUCGCUACCCUCGGUACAUCUAACCCUACUAUACUUAUCAUUUGCGAUUGUUGCAGCCCCAGGCAUCGUCACAAACACCGACACGAGGAACACUCCCACAAUGGCCAACCUAGUUGAUGAAGCGGGCUUCAUGAGUUCCUCCGGCAUGAAUUGCGAGGAAUUCACCACGUCGAGCCUCUACACAAUGAUCCCAUCCCUCGUUCGGUCGCGGAUCCCAGUGUUGGGCUCUUUUCGCCAACGUGCAAAAGUCUCGGGUCUUCAACGUUCGAACUCUCGGAAGAAGGCAUACACUCUUUCAUGCAUCGAGGUCCCUAAACCGAACGAGUCUUACGGCUUCGCUGCGACCGUCCCCUCGAGUGGUGCAAGCACACCCAUGAUCAGACCGAAUACUCCUGAGGAACUUCUUCCCUCAAAAGAACUGAGCCUCAAAAUGAUUCAGGGGCCUGAAACGAGUACCAGCGUGGAUUGGGAUAUUGCCGCAACAGGAAUAAGGCUGUGGGUGACUGCCAAAACCCAGGCUGAACAAGGCGGAGACGCGAAUGCUCUUCGAAGCAUGCAUAUUGAUGCGUUGCGAUACAUGCACAUGGCUCUGCCUCCGAGAUUGACACCUCUCGAGGUGGAUUCGUUACGUGCGAGCAUGUCACCCCAGCUCAUCUAUCAACCGCCACCAGUACAAGAAGUGCAAGCCGAGCGGCCGCCGAGUCUACUUCGACAAGGGGUUGCUCGAGCGGUGUGUUGGAUCAUUGCGGGCAUAUUCCUGAUUCUUCCCAUCAUUAUGGCCUUCCUCAACCGCAUACUGCAGUUUGAACGACAACAUCAAGUCACCGAAAGGGUACUCAUAAAUGGUCUGGACUUCACAUCUGCACUUGGAGAGCGCGGUCUCGAAGUGCAAAACGCCUUGAUGCGCUUCAAAGAUGGCCGGCUUGGAAGUGCCUGCACAGGCGCUGGGUCUUGGGUUGUCGAAGGCAUCAUAGGUGGUGUGAACGACGGUAUUGAUGCCGUCGCACAGAAUCGACGCAAAGCCAGUUGAGUGGUGUUUGGUCAUGCAUUCUAUGCAGACGUUCAGAAAGCGGUUGUUUCCUGCAUAGAUACCCCUUUAUUUCAUGACGUCCGUCCAGUUUUGUGCUGGAUACAGACGUAUCAGACAACGUUCAAUGUUUGAUAGCCCUUAAUCGACAAUUGCUCCCGUCGCUUAGUCGGCGAGGGAUCCUCUUUG
Molecule: messenger RNA, 1284 nt
Organism: Exophiala viscosa
Lineage: Eukaryota; Fungi; Ascomycota; Eurotiomycetes; Chaetothyriales; Herpotrichiellaceae
Exons: 1
Coding region: 169-1098 (309 amino acids)
Source: RefSeq, a predicted model, not a curated record